AUGCCAUCGGGUCUGCCGUGGUGGUGUGACACUGCAGCAGCAUCUCCUAACACCGGGCUGGUCUGGGGUCCUGAAGGUGCAGAGGUCAUCAGAGGUGACAGCUUUGUCUUCACCUGCUCCAUUUCCUCCCACUUUCCUGGAGGGGUUUUCUCUCUCAUCUUCUCAGGCUGCAACAUUACCGAGACCAAGCCAGCUGUCAAUAACUCAGCCUCCUUUAGUUUUCCUGAAGCUGAUUAUGAACACCGGGGCAACUACAGCUGUGUGUAUGAAGUUACACUUUCCUCAAGGAAAUUUAUGUCAACUUCCACAGCAAUAAUGAGUAUCACCCUUAAAUUACCUGUCUUGUUGCUCGUCUCCUCAGUCUCUGCACCUCUGUUCAUGCUCCUGCUGGUCUUCCUUGUGACCUUCCUGGUUUGCAGGAGAAGGAAAAGAGUCAGGCAGCCUGAAGCCCUAGUCCAAAUUCAAAUGGCUCCCAGGAUCAAUGACGAGGAGGAGGAGCACUAUGUCAACCUUGAGCAGCAGUACACAAAGAAGAGGGCAGAUCAAGCACAAAGUGUAGAAAAAGAAGUGUGUGACGAGGAUCAUGAGUGGGAUGAAAAAGAUAGUCACAAUGAGUCGAAAGAAAGUGAUGAUAAAGAAGGAAAUAAAGACGAUAAUGUUUAUGAAUUGGAUAAGGACAACAUUUAUGUUACUUUAGAAGGCAGCAAAGAGGAAGAGGAGUGUCAUGCAGGCGACGCUGGUAUGAGAGAAGUUUCUGUAGAGCAAAAAACAAAAGAUUGUGAUGAUACUUACAUGAAUAUAGCCCAGGCUUUACCAGAUGAUAGUGUGGAUAUUUAUGGUGAACAGGAAGCUAUCAAAACUUUUAAUUUACUUUUUCAAAGAAUUCCAGUAGCUACCAUAGAGAAAGUAAAACUGACCUAUCCAUUUGAAGUUACCAAAGAUUUGAGCUUUGAAUCUGAGGUAUUCAAUGUCUCACUCUAACAUUUUGCGCGGUGUGUCAGUGACGCACCGGUGUUUUUGUUUCGUUCUUAGGAAAACUCAGAUUUUUAUAGGUAAUUCCGGUUUGUCAUAUGUGCCCUUAUCCAGUGCUUUUAUACCUGGAUCAGACAUCUGUUCCAUAUUUAUAUGAAGCCUGAAUUCAUAAAACUGAAUUUCCUGUGUAAUACCACGUUAUGAAAUCUUAAAACUUAGAAGCAGGCAAUUCACAGAGGUCAGUGUUAUUUAUUUUAACUGGCAUAAACAGGAUGUGACAAGUGAUAAUAAUUUAUUAAGGCUUUAUUAAGGCUGUUGUGUUUUUAACAUGUUUUAAUGCUUUGUAUCUUGUUCUAUUUAAU
Molecule: messenger RNA, 1334 nt
Organism: Oreochromis niloticus (Nile tilapia)
Lineage: Eukaryota; Metazoa; Chordata; Actinopteri; Cichliformes; Cichlidae
Exons: 4
Coding region: 1-981 (326 amino acids)
Source: RefSeq, a predicted model, not a curated record